AUGCAACAAAUAAAAUAUCAUUGACGAUAUUCAGUUAUUCGAUUGGUCAAUGGGUCACAUCAAUAUGAAGGGAGACUUGAAGUAUGGAAUAGAGGGCAAUGGGGAACAGUGUGCGAUAUAUAUUUUCAUCCGCUCUCUGCAGCAGUUGUUUGUAGGAUGCUGAAAUAUCCAGAGACGAAUCCACAGGUAUUCCGGACAGCACUCUUUGGAGCUGGACAAUUAAAAAUGCAUCUACACAAUGUUGGAUGUAAGGGAAACGAAACAAGCUUAUUUCAAUGUAAACAUUUUAUAGGGGAACAUCGUGAUUGUAACGUUAUUAACACUGUAGGCAUAUCGUGUAUACCAGUACGAUUGGCUAACGGGUCAAAUCAGUAUGAAGGGAGACUAGAACUAUGGCAUGAAGGCUCGUGGGGAACAGUAUGCGAUGAUGGGUUUGGUACGCUGUCAGCGAGUGUUGUUUGCAAGAUGCUGGAUUUACCAGAAACUAGUCCAAUGGUAUUAAGGUCCGCACACUUCGGCUCUGGUAAAGGACCAAUACAUUUAGACAAUGUCAAAUGUACGGGGAAGGAAAGUAGCAUUCAUCAGUGUAGCCAUUCGGGUUGGGGAACGCAUACUUGUAGUCACAAUGACGAUGUUGGUAUAUCAUGUUCACCAGGAAUUCGAUUGGUGAAUGGGUCAAAUCAAUAUGAAGGGAGACUGGAAGUUUGGCACGACGGGACUUGGGGAACCGUGUGCGAAAAUAAUUUUGGUGUAGCGUCAGCAACUGUUGUUUGUAAGAUGCUGAAUUAUCCAUGGAGCAAUCCUUUGGUAUUCGGGUCCUCACACUUCGGCCUUCGACCAUUUCAAGUAAAACUAGAUAAUGUUAGAUGCAAGGGAACUGAAACAAGCAUAUUUCUAUGUCCGUAUUAUGGUUGGGGAAUACAUGGGUGUGUGCCGGAAAACAAUGUUGGCAUAUCAUGCACACCAGUUCGAUUGGUUGGAGGGUCUAAUCAAUAUGAAGGGAGACUAGAAGUGUGGCAUGAUAACACAUGGGGAACUGUAUGCGACGAUAAUUUUGGAGUGCUGACAGCAAAGAUUGUUUGUAAGAUGCUGACUUAUCCACAUAUUAACCCUGUUGUAAGAGACAAGGCAUUUUUUGGCGCUGGAACAUUACCAAUACUAUUAGACAAUGUUGGUUGUACUGGAAAUGAAACAAGCUUAUAUCAAUGUCCGCAUAGCGACUUGAGAAGCCAUGAUUGUAGUCACACUGAAGAUGUUGGUAUAGUGUGUAAAUAAGAGCGUGUAUGGAAACACAUGGAAACGGAGAUUUGAUGCGGAUGUAAUCUCAUACUUCAUGUUAGGCUUGUUAAAAACUAACAUCAUUUUUUUUAAAUUCAUUCUUUGCUUCCUUGGUGUGUAUUUAUUUUAUAGGCAUGUAUAUUUGUUUAUAACUGUAUGCAACCAAACUUUCAAACAAUAUGCAUGUAUAUAUAUCAUAUUUGUUUUUAAAGAACUUGAUUUAAAUAUUUAGUUUCAUAAUUAUAAUAUUAUAAUAGGUUAGUUUUGGUUCGAAACAAUAGUGUAUCAGUUAUGAUAACAGAGGCAACUGUAGCAGGUUUCAAUUUUUUACAUAUUUUACAUUCCGAAAUAGAGAUGGUUAUCAAAAGAGCAUAAUGUAAAUAAAAUGAUUUUAGCGUGAUUAU
Ruditapes philippinarum (Manila clam) is the source of this 1682-nucleotide messenger RNA. RefSeq names its product neurotrypsin-like. The transcript is spliced from 9 exons. The coding region runs from base 157 to 1275 and encodes 372 amino acids. Lineage: Eukaryota; Metazoa; Mollusca; Bivalvia; Venerida; Veneridae. The record is from RefSeq and is a predicted model, not a curated record. Gene Ontology annotation, cellular component: membrane.